Molecule: messenger RNA, 3307 nt
Organism: Xenopus laevis (African clawed frog)
Lineage: Eukaryota; Metazoa; Chordata; Amphibia; Anura; Pipidae
Gene: rad21.L
Product: RAD21 cohesin complex component L homeolog
Biological process (GO): replication-born double-strand break repair via sister chromatid exchange; sister chromatid cohesion
Cellular component (GO): chromosome, centromeric region; spindle pole; cohesin complex
Molecular function (GO): chromatin binding
Source: RefSeq, marked provisional
AUGUUUUACGCUCACUUUGUCCUCAGUAAGCGUGGGCCGCUGGCCAAAAUCUGGCUAGCGGCCCACUGGGAUAAGAAGCUUACCAAAGCCCAUGUGUUUGAGUGCAACCUGGAAAGUAGUGUGGAGAGUAUUAUUUGCCCUAAGGUGAAAAUGGCUCUGCGGACCUCUGGGCAUCUUCUCUUGGGAGUUGUAAGAAUCUACCACCGGAAAGCAAAGUAUCUCCUGGCUGACUGUAAUGAAGCUUUCAUCAAAAUAAAGAUGGCUUUCCGCCCUGGUGUUGUGGAUUUACCUGAGGAAAACAGAGAGGCUGCCUACAAUGCUAUCACUCUGCCCGAGGAGUUCCAUGACUUUGACCAGCCUCUACCAGAUCUAGAUGACAUUGAUGUGGCUCAGCAGUUUAGCCUGAACCAAAGUCGAGUUGAGGAGAUUACAAUGAGGGAAGAGGUUAGCAACAUUAAUAUCCUGCAAGAUAAUGAUUUUGGUGACUUUGGCAUGGACGACAGAGAGAUGAUGCGGGAAGGCAGCGCUUUUGAAGAUGACAUGUUGACAACCAAUGCUUCCAAUCUGUUGCUGGAGCCCGAGCAGAGCACCAGUCAGCUAAAUGAGAAGAGUAACCACCUGGAAUAUGACGACCAAUACAAAGAUGACAACUUUGGAGAGGGAAAUGAAGGCGGCAUACUAGAUGACAAACUUCUAAGCAAUGAUGCAGGGGGAAUAUUUGACGACCCACCUGCUAUGCCUGAAGAAGGUGUUGCAAUGCCCGAGCAGCCUGUCCAUGAUGAUCUGGAUGAUGAUGACAAUGUUUCAAUGGGGGCACCAGAUAGUCCAGAUUCUGUGGAUCCAGUGGAACCCCUUCCAACCAUGACUGAUCAAACAACCCUGGUUCCCAAUGAAGAGGAAGCAUUUGCCCUGGAACCCAUUGAUAUCACUGUCAAGGAGACCAAGGCUAAAAGGAAGAGGAAACUGAUUGUGGACAGUGUUAAAGAGUUGGAUAGCAAGACUAUUCGUGCCCAACUCAGCGAUUACUCGGACAUUGUUACUACACUGGAUUUGGCUCCUCCUACAAAGAAGCUGAUGAUGUGGAAGGAGACUGGUGGUGUGGAGAAAUUGUUUUCAUUGCCUGCCCAGCCAUUAUGGAACACCCGGUUGCUUAAGCUGUUUACACGCUGUCUCACACCACUUGUUCUCGAUGAUCUCCGAAAGCGAAGGAAAGGAGGUGAAGCAGAUAAUCUUGAUGAAUUCCUCAAGGAGUUUGAGAAUCCAGAAGUCCCAAGAGAAGAACUGCGUCCUCAAGAUGUUAUUGAUCAACCCAUCUUGGAAGAAGCCAGUCAUCUGCAAGAGUCAUUGAUGGAGGGUAGUCGAACUCACUUGGAUGAUACUAUAAUGCCACCACCUCCACCUAAACAAGGAGUUAAACGUGACUCCUUGCAAAUGGAACCAGAGCCGAUGCCCAUGAUGCAGGAAGCAGAACCACAGAUUGAAAUGCCACCACCUCCACUUCCCCCUCCAUUGGAACUUCCACCAGAAGAGCCUCAGAGCAUCAGUGACUUAAUCCCUGAGUUAAAUCUCCUGCCAGAAAAGGAGAAGGAAAAGGAUGAGGAGGAGGAAGAAGAGGAGGAAGAUACCACGGGGACUGAGCAGGAUCAAGAGGAGAGGCGGUGGAAUAAGAGAACACAGCAGAUGCUCCAUGGUCUUCAGCGAGUUCUUGCUAAAACAGGAGCCGAAUCCAUCAGUUUGCUUGACCUGUGCAGAAACACAAACCGAAAGCAAGCGGCCGCCAAAUUCUACAGUUUCCUGGUCCUUAAAAAGCAGCAAGCUAUAGAAUUGACCCAGGCGGAGCCUUACAGCGACAUCGUUGCCACCCCAGGACCGAGGUUCCACACCGUUUGAUGUGUGUCCAGAGCAAGUUCCCUCUGAGAACCGAUGAACGAGUGAUGAGCAUCAAUGAAUGAGCGGUGUAAUAUAAAUAUACGCUUCUCCACCACCAACUGCUUCAAUCCACAUACUGUCCCUAGUUUCCCCCGGCUAAUGGUUUUUGGUUGUUUUAAUCCAUGUACAAAGUUUGUGGUUUUUAUUUACCUUAAGUGAAACUCUUAUAUUUUUAUGGGCUUUAAUUGUGGGGCGGGUUGGUUUUAUUUCUAUCAUUAAGUACUAGAAUAUGUGGAACCCUUGGGAGUGUGAGAGCGUUGCUCGGCUGUGACGUUAAGAUUAGGGAUGCACUGAAUCCACUAUUUUGGAUUCGGCCGAACCCACGUAUCCUUUGCUUAGGAUUCGGUUCGGUAUUCGGCCGAAUCUUUCGCAAAGGAUUCGGGGGUUCGGCCUAAUCCAAAAUAGUUACGAUAACCAGUAAUCGAGCGUGAGACGUUCAUGACAGUUGUGUGCAAUGUUAUAUCCAAGCAUUAUUUUAUUACAAAACCGCAAUUGGGCGCAGGCUGUUCCAUCCAAUUACUUACUGUCUUAGCUUGAUCUUAAACCAUCGUUCUCUUCCCUCCUGGGGAUUUCUCUUUUUACUCUACACUUAAAAUGUACAUUUUAGAUUUUGUCCACUUUUGUAUCUAAAAAUUGAAAUAUGAGAGGAGAUGGCCGUGUUUGGCUUGUCUUUUUAUUAUAACCCCGCUGGAAAAAAAAAAUAUUGUGACAAAUUUAUAGCUUUUUUUUUUUCUUUUAAUCCAAAAUGGCUGUUAUUUAAAGGAGAAGGAAAGGUAUAAUCACCAGGGCGCGCACCCCUUAGUGUAUUGUUAUCAUUGAGCCGAGGCCUCAGGCUGGUGCUUUUUGUUGGCAGCAGUUCAGGGUGCUACUGUAGAAGCUCCAUCGCCAUCAUUAUCUUCCAGGAUCUUCUGUACUGCCUGAACUACAGGCGUAAAUGCAGUAGAUGGAAAAGCUGAACUUAGAAGUGAAAAGCGGCUCAUUCUUCUUCUGCGCAUGAGCACCCUCCUCGGGGAAGAUGCAAGAAGUAGAAGAUGUACAGACGUACACAAAACUAUUGUGGUUUUCAGCAAAACAUGGCACCACCCAGGCUCUCAGAUGAGCCAUUAUUACUGUGGGGUGUCUUAACAUUUGCAACCACCCUGUGAUUAUACCUUUUCCUUUAUGAGCAUGUAUUGCGCAUUUUAUCUUCAUCUGGUUCUUAACUCCCAAAUUCGUCAUUUACUUGUCUUUUAGGAACCUUUGUUUUAACGAUUUUUUAAAAAAAAAGAUUCUCCCAUUCUGCUUUUCUUUCAUGUCUUUCCUUGUUCCUAUUUAUAGUAGUCGGUGUAAAAUGUGUAAAUAUAUAACGUUCAAUACAUUAAAGAAGUGCUAUAUAAAA